AUCAGUGCCCUACAUGUGGAAAAUCAUUCAAAUCCAAGGGAGAUAUGAAUAAACAUACUUUGGUUCACACGGGAGAGCGACCUCACAAGUGCACUACAUGUGGAAAAUCAUUCAAAUUCAAGCAAGAUAUGAAGAAACAUACUUUGGUUCACACAGGAGAGCGACCUCACAAGUGCACUACAUGUGGAAAAUCAUUCAAAUUCAAGCAAGAUAUGAAGAAACAUACUUUGGUUCACACGGGAGAGCGACCUCACAAGUGCACUACAUGUGGAAAAUCCUUCUCAACCAGCAGCUAUAUGAAGAGACAUACAUUGGUUCACACAGGAAAUGGACCCCAUAAGUGCACUACAUGUGGAAAAUCCUUCUCAACCAGCAGCUAUAUGAAGCUUCAUUUAUUGGUUCACACAGGAGAACGACCUCAUGAGUGCACUACAUGUGGAAAAUCCUUCCAAACCAGCAAAAAUAUGAAGAGACAUACAUUGGAUCACACAGGAAAUAGACCCCAUAAGUGCACUACAUGUGGAAAAUCCUUCUCAACCAGCAGCAAUAUGAAGCUUCAUUUAUUGGUUCACACAGGAGAGCGACCUCAUAAGUGCACAACAUGUGGAAAAUCCUUCCGAAACAGCAGCAAUAUGAAGAAACAUACAUUGGUUCACACGGGAGAGCGACCUCUUCAGUGCACAACAUGUGGGAAAUCAUUCAAAAACAAGGGAGUUAUGAAGAAUCAUACUUUGGUUCACACAGGAGAGCGGCCUCAUCAGUGCCCUACAUGUGGAAAAUCAUUCAAAUCCAAGGAAUAUAUGAAGAAACAUACUUUGGUUCACACGGGAGAGCGGCCUCAUCAGUGCACAACAUGUGGGAAAUCAUUUAAAAACAAGGGAGUUAUGAAGAAUCAUACUUUGGUUCACACAGGAGAGCGGCCUCAUCAGUGCCCUACAUGUGGAAAAUCAUUCAAAUCCAAGGAAUAUAUGAAGAAACAUACUUUGGUUCACACGGGAGAGCGGCCUCAUCAGUGCCCUACAUGUGGAAAAUCAUUCAAAUCCAAGGAAUAUAUGAAGAGACAUACAUUGGUUCACAAAGGAGAGUGACCUCAUUAGUGCCCUAGAUGUCGAAAAUCAUUCAAAUCCAGGGAAUAUAUGAAAAAACAUACAUUGGUUCACACAGGAGAGCGGCCUCAUCAGUACCCUUCAUGUGGAAAAUCAUUCAAAUCCAAGGAAUAUAUGAAGAAACAUACAUUUGUUUACACGGGAGAGUGACC
Macrosteles quadrilineatus (aster leafhopper) is the source of this 1258-nucleotide messenger RNA. RefSeq names its product zinc finger protein 708-like. Gene Ontology annotation, biological process: regulation of transcription by RNA polymerase II. The transcript has a single exon. NCBI's taxonomy places the organism in Eukaryota, Metazoa, Arthropoda, Insecta, Hemiptera, Cicadellidae. Bases 45 to 1088 code for a protein of 347 amino acids. The record is from RefSeq and is a predicted model, not a curated record. Gene Ontology annotation, molecular function: DNA-binding transcription factor activity; RNA polymerase II cis-regulatory region sequence-specific DNA binding.